Molecule: messenger RNA, 2700 nt
Organism: Vigna radiata var. radiata (mung bean)
Lineage: Eukaryota; Viridiplantae; Streptophyta; Magnoliopsida; Fabales; Fabaceae
Product: protein LNK1
Exons: 9
Coding region: 599-2377 (592 amino acids)
Biological process (GO): circadian rhythm; regulation of DNA-templated transcription
Source: RefSeq, a predicted model, not a curated record
GAAGAAAAUUGUGGGCAAGUUCAAGUUGGACAGUAAAGAAGGGUCUGGAAAGGAAUCCCCACGCGUGAGGUGAACAGAGCACGAAGCCUUCUUACUUCAAUUUCUCUCUGUUUUCUUUCUCUUUCUUUUCCCAAAUUCUGCGAUUUCAAACCAAUCUUCCUUCUCAGAUAUAAUUAUAGUAGCAUGAUAUUGGAUCAACCAGUUGAAUGUAUCUUUAAUGGUGGAUAAAAAGUCUCAGCGGAAUAUCAAACAUCUGUAUGUACGAGAAUAUAUAUUCGGCCAGGUUCCCAAGAUUUUCAUUUCUUUAUACAUCACCCUAAAGCUAUGCACUCAAUAUUGAACAGUUUGUUGUGAGCUGGAAGAAACAUGACUGUACUAUAGCUAAUACUCAGUGGCAGAUCUUGAAGAUAACGUGUGGGAUGGAUUUGGUGAAUGUGAUGAUCAUACAGUGCCCCAUGCCGGUGACAAGCAUAAUAAACAGUUAACAAUACAGGGAGAUAUCUGUACGGAUUCACUUCAUAAAUUACACGGUAUCGGAAGUAGUGAUUCUGCUAAUAGCUAUGGUACUCAGGAUAAGGAGGAAUUGUACUUAGAAAAUAUGACUCAGAACGAGAAAAUGCUAGAAAAGGAUUCCUGGUCUCAUACACCGGAAGCUGUGUUUUCUUCUCGUGUUGGUGACUCAAGUAAAGAAGCCAAAAGGCCAACUUUAGAUGAAACAGGCAUGUCUGAUCAGUGCUUCAAGAGCAGCAAUUUAGAUUCUGGUGGAUGUGAGCUCUGUGAAGAUGAUACUAUCUUGGGAGACAAGUGUGUGGUUGGAAAUGACAGUGUCUGUCAAUAUCCAAUCAAUCACAUAUCCCAAGCUGACAAUGAACUCAGUUUUCUUGAUAAUGAUGGGUGGUUAGAUAUAGGAAACUUUGAAGAUGUUGACAGGAUGUUAAGUUGUGAUUUAACGUUUGGAACUGGAAGCCUCAACAAUGAAGAAGAGUUCUGCUGGCUCUCAUCUUCUCAUGGUGCUGAAGGUUCUGAUGAUGCAUUGAAGUCUGACUUUAAGUUUUCAUAUGCAGAAAUGAGUCCAUUGAAAAGUAUAACAGAUUAUAAAAUGGAUUCUAAGGAAAAUUUGGUAGGUCUUUCAAAAGAUUCCAAUGAAAGAUCAUCUCCUCUUGAUGAAAAAAACAGUUCUCAAAUGGAUGUUAUUGACGAUAGUGUACCUGUUCCAUUAUCAAUGUUCAGUGAGAAUGAGUCAGAUAUGAAAUCUGGUGAUAUAGUUGACUUGCUACCCAAAGAAAAGCCGCAGAGGAAGCUGCCAAAGCCAUCAGCGGGAAGGCGAAAAAACUGUUACCUACAAAAUGGAGGUUCUGUUCAUCCUUACGCACCUCCUGAGCAAUAUGCAGAUACAAAGCAACCGUUUGGAACGUCUUCCAGUGGAGUUACAUCUCUUGAUAGCAUCCAGAAACAUAAGGUGAAUGUAGAUUCUGAUUCUCUAGGGUGUAUACAGGCAAAAAUUCCUACAAGACUCCCAGACUAUAGUCAUGCUCCAAAUCACAGUUCCCUGUUUCCAACUUUAUCUGGAUCAAGAUCUGAGCAUGACGGACAUCUGUCUCCUUCUGUUAAAGAGUCAUCGUAUGCGUCAAACAUUGAAUCUCAUGGUCAUUCUUUGGAUGCUGCCGCCUUGAAAACGUUUGAAAACAGAGAAAAGUUGUACCAAUGCUGUGAUGGACCUCCGUUAACCAGCAGUUUCAAAAAUGAUAAUACGCCAAAUCAAAUACCACUUCAUAGUCCUGGUUCAGCUCAGCAAAUAGGUCACCAGUUUGAAAAUGACAACGAAGGUCAUAGUGAAGUCCAGGGAGUCAGCCUAGGCUUUUCACCAGAAAUAGAUUCUUCAGCAGUGCAGGAAAGCUCAUCCAUGGGCUCUGUUCUGGACCAAACCUCACUUGAAGCAACUAGCUUUUGCCACCUGCAACAGAUCAUGGAUCAGUUGGAUAUUAAAACCAAACUGUGCAUAAGGGACAGUCUAUACCGCUUGGCUAAGAGUGCUGAGCAAAGACACAACAAUAAUGCUAAUGGUUGCAUUGGAGACAAUGAAGCAUGCAAAGCAAUGAUGGUGCAGGAUGCAAGCAGGUGUACCGGAUUAAUGGACAUGGAAACUAACACAAAUCCCAUCGAUCGGUCUGUAGCACACUUACUGUUUCACAGGCCUUCAGAUCCAUCAAUUUUGCUUCCUAACGAAACUUUACCUUUCAAAUCCGGAGCCACGUUUAAUUGGCAGAUACAUCAUGGAUCAGUGGUCAAUCUACCAGUAAAGACUGAGAAACAAGUCUGUCAAGAAGAUUCUUCAGCCGGAUUGGAGAACAAGUUUUCCGGGGGAAACAACACCUAAUGAAGGUGAAACCAGCAUUGACUGGUUUUGAUGUACAAUUUUUACUUUUCCAAUCAUCGUCGUACAUGAUGAUGUAUAAUUAUUUCGGGCUUACUCGGAUCCCUUAGUUAAUUUUGUAAUUCAUUUUUGCAUUUAAUGCCAUAAUACUGAUGUAAAUUUGUGCUAAUCGUCGUCAUAAGGUAGCAUAUACGAUGAUUUAGAGCAGUGCCACGCUCGUAAUUAUUUUCAUCCGAAUUGUCACUAUCAUCGCGCAGCCCACCAACUCAUCAGAUUAAUCUGAAAGUAGUCUCUCUUGAAUGUACCAUUUAUUUUUCUGGAAGGAA